UGAAAACAUCCAAUAUAUUUUGUUGAUUAUUUAUUGAAUAUUAUUCUUUCUAUUGUGCAUCAACAUAUUUUAGAGUUAUAAAUAUAUUAGCAUAAUGUUCUUUUAGCUGACAGUGAGUCAUUGUGCGCUGAUUUUUGUUUUUCAAUAGAUAUUUAUUGAAUUUUAUUUGCCGUGAUGUUUAGCCCAGAUAUUAGUGAUUACCAAUUGACCUCUAUAAUAACUGAGUGCUGUGGUGGUGUAGCCGUUGUUUAUUCGGCCCUAUACAGACCCGAUAACACAAAUGUGGCUAUCAAGAGGUAUUUCGUUGAUAAAACGAAGGAGAACGCUAGUCUCAUACAGCAAGAUAUCCUUACCCGCAAAGAGUUGCAGCACUCCAACAUUCUCCCAUACUUGACUUCAUUUGUCCAUGGCCGGGAGCUGUAUGUGGUGUCUCCAUUGAUGAACCUGGGCUCCUGCCGUGAUGUUCUAGACCGGUACUUCCCCGAGGGUCUGCCGGAGCUACCCUGUGCCAUAAUAUUGAGGGAUGUGCUGUAUGCUCUGCAGUACUUGCAUAAACAACUUUAUAUUCACAGAAGCGUGCGAGCGAGCCACGUGCUCCUCUCCACGAGCGGGUCUGUGCGCGUGUCAGGGCUGCGCAGCGCGGGCAGCCUGGUGGUGCGCGGGCGCAGACACAAGCAGCUGCACCAGCUGCCGCCGCCGGACCAUGAUAACGCUAAUUUAAUGUGGCUCAGCCCUGAGCUUCUUGAACAGAACCUGAAGGGCUACGACGAGCGGUCAGACAUCUACUCGCUCGGCGUGCUCUGCUGCGAGCUAGCUAACGGCGCAGUUCCGUUCGCAGACGUCCCCACCACUCUCAUGUUCACUGAGAAGGUGCGCGGGAGCAGGCCGCAGCUGCUCGACUGCUCCACGUUCCCCGAGCCUUGUCUCGAGGACAGCGAGAUGAAGAGCAUGUACAACACGGACAGCGGCGUGGGCGACAGCGCAGACGCGGAGGCGGACGCCGUGUCGCGCCUGCGGCAGCGCUACGCCGCGCGCAAGUUCAGCGACACAUUCCACCACCUCAGCGAGCUCGCCUUACAAAGAGAACCAGAGAAGCGGCCGACAGCGUCGCAACUACUCGGGCACCCGUUCUUCAAACAGAUCCGCAAGACUGACUUCCUGCCCAGCCUCAUCGGGCGAGUCAAGCCCAUCAAACCUGACCUCAAUGACAUGUCAGCACUCCUACUGCAAGAGAAGAUGUCAGAGAUGGAUAUAGAGAAGACUACAGAGUGGGACUUCUAGUCCGUAGACCAAUGUUCGUACAAUAACUAACAAUAAUAUUAAGCCUGAGUGACUUGGUGACGUAAACGGGAAGUUAGUACAUUUUAUAUGUACAGAGACUUUUUUACUAGUUCAAUUAAAGAAAUAAAUUGAAAAUGGCGCGAAUGAUCUAUUUGUGUCUCGCUCAGACGGCAAAUGCGUGAGCGAGAAACAAGAAGCGCCGCUAUUUUCUCCUGUUUUUACUGAGUUAUUCGUGAUGUUGGUAGAAUUGAGUAGUUUCUAUUUAGUCAAAUAAGUUACUUUUUAUUAACGUCCAUUCAAGAAAUAAUUUACAUGAAAACGUACACCUUGACGUCAUAGAAAAACGAGAUAAAAUAUCGAUUUAUUGUUGCGCUAUUCUUUAAUUAAAAUUAGUUAAUAAAUUGAAUAAAAAAAAUUAUUAGUUACUUGUGGUAAUUUAGUAAUUAAUAUUUCAUAAUUUAUUUUUGACCGAAAGCCAAAAUCGGGAAUUGAAUUGGGAUUUUUUUUGGACUGGGUCAAAGAUAAAAUAUAAAAUGCUAAUCUAGAAAUAGAAACCAGUUGAAGAUGAUCAAAAAUCAACCUCAUUUUUUGUUUUUAAUCAUUUUCAUAUUUUAUAAAUAACAAUGAGCACGACGUUUGACCGCUUUAUUCAUGACGUCAUACCACAUAGAAAUUUAUCGUUUUGACGUUUCGUAAAAAGUAUCUCAUUUGACUAGUUUGUCAAGUAGCUUAUUGAAAUGGACAGGGACAAUUACCAUUUCUCAUUGCUGGGGUAUAUAAUUAUUCAAAAAUUUAAUAUAAUGGCAGAAGCAUAUAUAAAACUAAUUGUUGCUUGUUUUGAUACUUGGAUCACAUUAUGUAUAGAAUGUUGCUACCUAUAUUGCUUGUCUUUAUUUUGAUCACAAUAACAAUGGUUGGAAAUUGUAAUUGUACCUUGGGGUGAUAAAAAGAGUUAUCAUUUAUACCCAAAAAUAAAGAUAAGAAAUGCAUAUUGUGUGUUAUCCAUGAAAGUAGAAGUUUAAACGAAAGAAAAACUUAACAACGCCAUCUAUCGUGUUUUUGGGGAAUGCCGAUUGGAAAUUCACUCAUUCAUUCGUAUGCGUUACACAGUCAAUCUAGCGUCCAUAUAGGGUAACAAUAACUUAUGAAUAGUAUGUUAACUAGUUGUUUUAGUGCAGAUGACACCACUGUGAUUAUUAAAACAAUUACUUGUUAA
Pectinophora gossypiella (pink bollworm) is the source of this 2497-nucleotide messenger RNA. It is a transcript of the gene Stlk, whose product is annotated as STE20-related kinase adapter protein alpha. NCBI's taxonomy places the organism in Eukaryota, Metazoa, Arthropoda, Insecta, Lepidoptera, Gelechiidae. Bases 175 to 1281 code for a protein of 368 amino acids. The record is from RefSeq and is a predicted model, not a curated record. Gene Ontology annotation, molecular function: protein kinase activity; ATP binding; protein serine/threonine kinase activator activity. Gene Ontology annotation, biological process: protein phosphorylation. The transcript is spliced from 8 exons.